AAAUUAUGGAGUUAAUGGCAGGUAGAACCAUUGAACUAUACCCUUUAACAACUAUAAAAUAACUGGCAGCGAGGAAGAGUUCAUCAGUUGGCGAAGAAGGCUUCACCAAUUAAGACAUUCAAACAAGACGGUUCGAAAGGAUUCAUUGUUUUUCUUAAUAUAUAUUAGUUUUAAAGAACUUUUGCCUAUUAAAAAAAAACACAUCCGCCAUCAUGAGCAACAUCAGCAACGACAGUGGAUUGGAUGACUCCGCGAACAGCGGAGCCGUUGUGAGCGCCAAUGGACCGUUGGCAGCGACUAGGUUAUCCUGGUUCCUGGCCGAAGUGGAUGACGGCUUGAUGAAGGACGGGAAACCAAAUGGUCGGCGCCGUCUCUGCGUUCUCCAUUCGAUGGAACUAUUAGAGUCCGAUGUAUCGGACAAGUACAUGACUCGUUUCGUAGAAUUCCGGGUCAAUGGAAUGGUGCUGGAGGCGAAACUUAUACUGGCCGCGGAUGAAAGGCGCCUGGUGGACGCAGCAUUGCUUUCCAUGAGCAAGGAGGAGAGGGAAGAUGCCAUAUCCCAACAACUGUUGGUUCAGUACACCGAAAACGAAAAGGCUGGCGAGCGCCUAAUCCAGAAACUAGUCUCUCCAAACAAUGUGAUGUGGCUGAGCACCAAGCCCGAGCUGAAGGGUAAUCCUCUGGUGAGCCUGGCUCCCGGUUGCAUCGCCCAUGUUUUAUACGCCUACGAAAGCCGUGAUUAUAUGGAAAAGAUCCUACUGCACCUGAAAGCGCGAAGCUUUGAUCUCGCCUUCGAUGAUAAUGUGGAAACUGAACCGGAGGCCAUGAAUGACGACACUUGGAUGCUGGUGCAAUACAGUCCCGAACCGGAGAUGGUGGUCUACCAGGUGGUGCAAUACAGGCAAACAGUGUGGCGGAACGAGAAUCUAUUUAAGGAUGUGAUUGCCUACAUACAACUUCCUGGUAGCGACGUCGUCCUCCAGGCGGUAGUCAUCAGCUAUGGCCAGGACAAAGAGGCCCAGGAAGCGAAGUACGAGGAGUUACAAAGAUUCCCUUUCGAUAUUGACUUUCCACUGCCUGAAGAUUUGGAAAAGCAUCCGGAUCACAUGACAUCCACAGCCCUCUUCUCGCGAACCAGUUUGUACCAGAAGGCGGAACAGCGGGACUCCACUGGUGAACACAGGGAGCUGCGAAGAAGUCUGGAACAGAUGACCGAAAAGGCGCAGGGCGAGGCGCAGUUGAUCAUAGAUGCCUUCGACAUGGUAGACAAUAUCAACAAGAAUCUGCAGAGUCGAUUGUCCGGAGAGGUGCGAUCGGCAGUGGAGGCCACAUCCGGAGACGAACUUCAUUAGUUGGCAAACACAUUACAAAUUUCUUUCCAUAUAGUAAACUAAGUUACGUUGAAAGUUCAAAACUUAAAAGGUAAAUGUUAUUAGGCUAGAAUUAAAUACCAAUUGUAAACUUUAUCUUCAGGAAAACUGAAUAAAUAUUCAAAGAUCUGCAA
Molecule: messenger RNA, 1504 nt
Organism: Drosophila erecta
Lineage: Eukaryota; Metazoa; Arthropoda; Insecta; Diptera; Drosophilidae
Gene: Elba3
Product: early boundary activity protein 3
Exons: 1
Coding region: 213-1352 (379 amino acids)
Source: RefSeq, a predicted model, not a curated record